Molecule: messenger RNA, 1142 nt
Organism: Corylus avellana
Lineage: Eukaryota; Viridiplantae; Streptophyta; Magnoliopsida; Fagales; Betulaceae
Gene: DER1
Product: DERLIN-1
Source: RefSeq, a predicted model, not a curated record
CCCAGUAACAUACCGAAUCUUCUGGUUCGUGUUUCUCUCGGUCUUUUCUUAUUCUCGAAGUUUUUCUCCACAGCAAACACUUCAAAAGGGAGAUCUCAAGUUUGAAUUUGCUUCGUAAACGACUACAAGAACAGGAAAAGAAAAAAAAAAAACUGAAUUAGCGUUCUGGGUCUGCAAUGUCUUCUCCUGCUGAGUUUUAUAAAUCUCUUCCACCCAUAACCAAGACUUAUGGGACCUUGUGUCUGUUGAUGACCACGGCAUACCAGAUUGGACUAUUUAAGCCUCUACAUAUUGCAUUAAUAUAUAAACCAGUAUUCUCACAUUUUCAGGUGUGGAGGCUGAUCACAAACUUCUUUUUCCUUGGCAAUUUCUCUAUCAAUUUUGGAAUCCGCCUUUUGAUGAUAGCUAGAUAUGGAGUUCAGCUUGAGAAGGGACCAUUUGAUAGACGGACAGCAGAUUUCUUGUGGAUGAUGUUAUUUGGAGCUUUUUCACUAUUGGCGUUAGCAGCCAUCCCCUUUCUUUAUACCCCUUUCUUGGGAAUAUCACUUGUGUUCAUGCUUGUCUAUGUCUGGAGUAGAGAAUUUCCAAAUGCCCAAAUCAACAUAUAUGGCCUUGUGUCUCUUAAGGCAUUUUAUCUACCAUGGGCGAUGCUUGCUUUGGAUGUCAUUUUUGGUUCAUCAAUUUUGCCAGAUCUGCUGGGAAUCAUUGCAGGGCAUCUGUAUUACUUCUUGACAGUAUUGCAUCCACUUGCUGGUGGGAAAAUCAUAUUGAAGACUCCAAAGUGGGUACAUAAACUAGUUGCAAGGUGGCGGAUAGGAGCUCAGCCAAUUACUCGUGCCCAGCCAGAAAGCACUACUGGCGCGGCUUUCAGAGGGAGGUCCUAUCGACUUAGUGAUUAGUUCUCUUUUGCCAAGGGACCAGAGCAUUUCUUCCUAUGACUUCAAAUUCUCUUACUUUUUUCCUUGGAAGGACACACUUAACAAGUGGGGCUUUCAGCAAAAGAGGCGUGACAAUAGCAGUUUGGGCAAAUGUUGUUCUGUGAAUUUCAGGAGAUUUGUUUUGUAGAACACAAAAGGAAAUAUGCCAAUUAAUAGUUUGUUCAUCACGUUUGGACCUAAUGCAAUUUUUGAAUUUCAUUUUCA